CGUUCAGUAGCUCCGACUUCUCUACUCGUUUACUAACUCCGCUAACUAAGUUGCAUUAAAACUCAUUUUUUAGAGGUUAUGAGAAUGGAUCGGUACAGCGUACCGUACAGACAGUCGAGAAAAGGCAGCUUGAACGGGGAAAGGGAAAUCUGCAGGCAGUUCAUCAAUGGAUUUUGCCGUUAUGGUCAAAGCUGUUACUAUCUGCAUGAGUUUCCAGCAACGCCAUCAUUUCAGGUUCGAUGUCGGUACUUCCAAAAAGGUGCUUGUUGGUUUGGGGAUCGUUGCAGGUAUCUCCAUGUUCCUCAAACAGAUGACGGGCCUUCGGGGAGCAGCAGACGAGGUUCAGCGCCUGCAGUUUUCCCUUCUGCUCUGGCUGGCCGUGCUUUGGCUGACCGCCGGGGAUCAGAACCCUUUCUUCUACCGGCUCAAGGGGCGUAUAGCAUGAAUCGAAGGGGUUCUGAGCCCCUGGUAACAAGCAUGAGCAUGCUACAGCAGAAUUUUGAACGCUUAACAGCAGGUAUCGCAGAGGAGGAGGAGUAUGGAGUUAUGGAAGAUGUACCUUCUCAACAGCUGGGAGCAUUAAGGAGACAAAGUGGUGUUCAAGACCACAAUACAUCAAACGCCUAUAGCUCGGCAAGCUCUGCAUCUAGUGCAACACCUGCUGAAGUCCGUAAAGUAACAGCACGUGAAGCUGAAACACAGGCAAGCAGUGUGCCGGAGAGACCGAGUCAGGGUGGUGCUGCCAUCUCAACGGGGCAGCGACAGUCUCAGGCUUUUGAUCAAGGCAAAGAUGUGGCCUGUGGCAUAUGCAUGGACAAGAUAUCUGAGAAAUCGACUGCUCAGGAACGACGCUAUGGCAUCCUUCCCAACUGUAAUCAUGCUUUCUGUAUCGGCUGCAUUGUUACAUGGCGAAAGACAAAAGACUUCCAGGAGGAUGUCAUCAAGGGUUGUCCACAGUGCAGAGUGAAAUCCUCCUUUUACAUUCCCAGCAAGCACUGGGUCUGUGAUGGGGAGGAAAAAGCAUCACUGAUAGCCUCUUUUAAAGAAAGGAGCAGUAAAUUAAAGUGCACUUUCUUCAUGCGUCAUGGAUGCUGCCCCUUCAAAAGUGAUUGUAUUUACAGUCAUGAUGUGCCCGCUUCUCAUACGUUCAGUCGCAGGCGCUCUACACGCAGGAACACUGCUGAGGUGUUGGAGGAUUUGGACAUCGAUGGCAUUCAGCUUUGGAGCUACAUUUUUGCCUUGACUCUGUUGGAUGAGGAUGAUGAUGAUCUUCUGGAUUUUUUUGACGAUUAAGGACCAUCUAGAACCAUAUGUUUAUCUUUGCUCAUCUACAUUGAGUGAGCUUGGCUUCUGCACUGAAAUCUAAGUCUCUUUAGGGUUGGCUUUUAGCGACCCUUUCUUGUUUGGCUAAUUGUUUAGCCAUGUAAAGUUACAGUGUGCGUGUGAGAUUUAAAGUUGUUGUGCCUCUAGUUUGUGUAAAGGGGUGGUUAAAAAAAGAUGAAAUGGUCAGCUCUCUAAAUUGAGUCUAGGUUUAGGUGGGGAGGGCAAAAAAAAGUUAAGAUGUUGAAAAUAUUGUAUGCAUGGUUGUUUAUUUCAGAUAGCUUUUUUUCACUUGUUAGUCAUUUAAUACCUCCAUCUGCGCUGCUUCCUGAUCGUUGCACCCUCUUGUCUGAUAUCUUUAUAUGAAAUCGGCUUUUAAUAUUUUGUGAACUUUCUAGUUUAUAUUAUUGUGCCAGUAGUCUGCCAAACACUAAAUGUGCGACCUGUCAGCAGGCUUUUGACGUACUGUCCUCUUUAGCAGUGUUAACAGGUGUAACUUGGUAUGCAAGGAUUUGAUGUCACAUUUUAUGACUUUUAGUAUUGUUUGUAUUCACUCGGAGAAAAGUGACAAUAAAAAAAUGUUCCACUGUUUG
Triplophysa rosa is the source of this 1913-nucleotide messenger RNA. It is a transcript of the gene mkrn4, whose product is annotated as makorin, ring finger protein, 4. The record is from RefSeq and is a predicted model, not a curated record. Gene Ontology annotation, molecular function: metal ion binding; ubiquitin protein ligase activity. The coding region runs from base 79 to 1293 and encodes 404 amino acids. The transcript has 8 exons. Lineage: Eukaryota; Metazoa; Chordata; Actinopteri; Cypriniformes; Nemacheilidae. Gene Ontology annotation, biological process: protein polyubiquitination.